Prunus armeniaca (apricot) is the source of this 1692-nucleotide messenger RNA. The record is from the annotation of a GenBank genome assembly. Lineage: Eukaryota; Viridiplantae; Streptophyta; Magnoliopsida; Rosales; Rosaceae.
AUGACUGAAUUACCUUCGUACGUUCCAAUCGAACUUGAAACCACAACCUUUGACCUUAUCGUUGUUGGGACAGGCAUCCCCGAAUCAGUAAUCGCCGCCGCAGCCUCUGCCACUGGAAAAACCGUCCUCCACCUUGACCCAAACCAGUUUUACGGCAGCCACUCCGCCUCUAUUCACCUUAAUGACCUCACUUCCUUCCUAAAUUACCAUGCUAACCUACCCUCCACCACCGCCGCCAAUACCACCUCUGUAAGUAGCAGCCAUGAUUUCACCGCCCUAAAUCUCAGCCUCCGAUCCCUAUAUUCCAACGUUGAGACUGCCAACUAUGCCCCCGAAACACUAGCACAACAUUCCACAAAAUUCAGAGUCGACCUUGGCGGGCCAAGGGUUUUUCUUUGCGCCGACAAAGCUACCGACCUUCUGAUCAAAUCGGGCAUAAACGCGUAUUUGGAUUUCAAGGGCAUCGAAGCGAGCUUCAUUUGGGAUGGAAGUGGGAGGCUUUGUGAUGUACCGGACUCUCGAUCAGCAAUAUUCAAAGACAAGAGCUUGAGUCUUCUAGAGAAGAACCAACUCAUGAGGUUCUUCAAGCUUGUUCAGCGGCAUUUGGGAGCCUCUAACGGGGAUGAUGAAGGGAGGGAAAGUUCGAAGAUUUCAGAGGAGGAUUUGGAGAGCCCCUUUGUUGAGUUCUUGAAGAAGAUGCGGUUGCCGCCCAAGAUAAAAUCGAUUAUUCUGUAUGCCAUUUGCAUGGUAGAUUAUGAUCAAGAUAACUUGGAAGUUUGUAAAUCUGUGCUUAAGACCAGAGAUGGGAUGGAGCGGUUAGCCCUCUACCAAAAUUCAAUUGGCAGGUAUGGUGCGUCUGGGGCUUUGCUUUAUCCUACUUAUGGUAUUGGGGAGUUAUCACAAGCCUUUUGCCGUCGCGCUGCUGUUAAAGGUUGCAUUUAUGUUCUGCGAAUGCCAGUGACUGCUCUGCUUAUGGACCAGAAUAGUGGACAGUACAAAGGUGUUAGAUUAGCUUCAGGCGAGGAUUUUUUUAGUCAUCAGCUGGUUUUGGAUCCAACCUUCAUAGUCCCUUUGCCACCAGCUUCAUCUCCCCCAGACCUGAGAGAAAGUUUUCAAGUUUUAAGUCUGAAAGAUGAUAAAAGAAAGGUGGCUAGGGGAAUAUGUAUAAUUAACAGUUCCUUGAAGCCAGAUAUAUCACAAUUUUUGCUCAUAUAUCCUCCUAGAUCUUUGUUUCCUGAGCAGGAUACUUCAAUUCGGGCUCUCCAGAUAGGAGGCGACUUGGACCAAAUGGCUGUUUGUCCAUCAGGCAUGUUUGUGUUGUACUUUUCUGGUUUAUGUGAUGAUGCAGGACAGGGGAAAAGGUUGCUACAUGCGGCCAUGAAUGCUCUUCUCACCCUUCCUGUUUCUGAAAGUGGUUCCGCAGCUGGUAGUGAAGACACAGAAGUAAAGCCCACCCUGCUUUGGAGCAUGUUAUACAUUCAGGAGCUCACAACGGUGCCCACUGGUCAAUAUGAAAAUAUCAUCUCCACUCCGAUGCUAGAUGGAAAUAUUAACUUCAGUGAUCUGAUAGAAUCAACUGUGGUGCUUUUCCAGAAGAUGUAUCCAGAUGAGGUAUUCUUUCCGGAGACACCCUCCUCCCCUGAGGUGCCUGAGAAUUCAGAGGAUGAUACCGAGCUUAGUCUAGAGAACUAA